AUGGCAAUUGGUUUAAGAAAGGCUGAAUACACCACCCUGCAAACCAGUUUGGCAGGGUUUCACCCUGGAAUCACAGCAUGGUCAGGCACCGGUGUCCUGCGGGAGCCCGUGUCCCUGGGGCAGUGUCAGCACGUCUUCUGCCUAUCUUGUGUGGGCGACUGCGUUGGCACAAAGUGCCCGGUUUGCCACAUGCCAGCCUGGGUGCAAGAUGCACAUAUAAACCGGCAACUCGAUCACAUCAUCCAGCUUUGCAGACAACUGCGGCACCUCCUGGGUAUGGACACCUCAGACUCAACGGAAGGUAUGUCAACACCAACAGAGUCAGACUUUGGAAAAAAGUGUAAGAAGGAACAGAUAAAAAUGUGGUUCAGCCCAAGAAGCAGGAAGAUUAGAUGCACCCUAAACAAGAGUCAGCCUGAGUCUAAAAGCAAUGACCUUUGUCAAGACACAUCUUCAGUUUAUGAUUUCCUUCCUUCACCUCCUCAUGAAAAACCCUCUAAGCCGACAAGAAAACCAACACAGAGACAGAGUAAGAAGAUGAAGAGGAAAUGUCUAGCAGACAUUAACAAAGUGUGGAGCUUUGAGAAGCCUGAGCAGAAAGGAGUUGAGGAGAAAACUCCCAAGGAAAAGUGUGUGACCAUCUGCAGUCAACCAUUAGUCUUGUGUACUCCAGAACCAAACAGCCCUGAAGAGACACUUCAUUUUUUUUCUGUAAAGACAGCAGAUGACAGAAAAAAUCUGGAAAGUGUGGAAGUGUUGCCACAGGUAAAAGUAUCAGAGAAGAAAGAUAACAGUGCGGUUGUAUGCCCUGCACAAGUCAGCAAAGAAAAAAAAUGUGCUACAGAGACAUCGCUGCCAAUAGAGAAUGAAACUACACCUUUGAAACGUGGAAGGGAGCAACCCAGACUUCCAGUUACUUCCCAGUCUAAAAGACCAAGAACAGAGAGGAGCAGUACGGAGAAGUCAGUCAGACAGGUAGACUGCUCAGAGGAUUUACCUCAGGGUUACCCGAUCUCCCCAACAACUGACAAGACACCAGUUCAGGUUUCUUCCUCUGGAUCAAAAGUCACUGACACUGGAGUGAAGACAAGAAGCUCCACAGUCUUUCAAGCAAUAAAUAGUCGGUCACUUUCAAAAUGUCCCUCCACCCCCUCUAAGUUGAAGACCUGUAAUCAAGUAGGAAUACCACAUAGUCCUUCUGUGUUGAAGUCCCCUGGUGGUAACACAAUUGCCAGAAGAAAUUACAAAGGAGAGACUUUGCUCCACCUUGCUUCUAUUAAGGGUGACUUAGCAACUGUUGAACAGCUGCUGAAAAACGGGGCAGAUCCCAAUGUCAAAGAUAAUGCUGGCUGGACACCACUGCAUGAAGCAUGCAACCAUGGGCACAAAGAAGUGGUGGAGCUGUUGCUGCAAUUCAAGGCACUGGUGAAUACCACAGGCUAUCAGAAUGACUCGCCACUCCAUGAUGCUGCCAAGAACGGGCACGUGAGCAUUGCUGAGCUGCUGCUUUUGCAUGGUGCCUCCUGUGAUGCAGUGAAUAUAUUUGGUCUGCGGCCUGUGGACUAUGCAGAAGGUGAAAAGAUGAAAUCUGUGCUAAUGUUACCAGUGAAGAAUCAAUCACUUUCACUUAACCAAUCCUCUGAGGUUCUGAGCUCCAGCCAGCCAAGAGAUGGACCUCUUGGUAUACUGGGGAGCAGUCUUAGUUCCAAACAACAGAAAUUGCUGGACCAACUAGCAACAGUUCUGAAGGCUCGAAGGUAUACUGAGUUUAACAGCAGAGUAACUCAUCUUGUUAUCCCUGAUGUUCCAAUGCCAAGUACUGUCAAAUGCAUGAUGGCUGUUCUGACUGGAUGUUGGGUCCUCAAGUUUGAAUGGGUACAAGCCUGUCUGCAAACCACAGUACGAGAGCCAGAAGAGAAGUAUGAAAUCCAAGGUGGCCCACAAAGGGGUCGGCUCAACAGAGAACAGCUGCUGCCUCACUUGUUUGAUGGAUGCUACUUCUAUUUUUUGGGAUCUUUCAAGCAUCACCAGAAGAGUGAUCUUAUGGAGUUGGUCAAAGCAGCAGGAGGACAAAUUCUGGUUAGAAAGCCCAAACCAGACAGUGACGUGACACAGACCAUCAAUACAGUGGCUUACCAUGCAGCCCCUACUUCUGACCAGAGAUUUUGCACUCAGUAUGUAAUCUAUGAUGUGUCUUCUCAAUUCAAGCCGGAGAAAAUUAAUCAGGGCAAAGUCUGGAUGGCCCCUUCCAGCUGGCUUAUAGACUGUGUGAUGUCAUUUCAGCUCCUGCCUGUAAAAUGA
This is a messenger RNA of Chaetura pelagica (chimney swift), 2301 nucleotides long. It is a transcript of the gene BARD1, whose product is annotated as BRCA1 associated RING domain 1. Gene Ontology annotation, molecular function: protein binding. Lineage: Eukaryota; Metazoa; Chordata; Aves; Apodiformes; Apodidae. The record is from RefSeq and is a predicted model, not a curated record.